Messenger RNA from Salpingoeca rosetta, 719 nucleotides. RefSeq lists its product as uncharacterized. The coding region runs from base 63 to 665 and encodes 200 amino acids. The record is from RefSeq and is a predicted model, not a curated record. The transcript is spliced from 4 exons. Lineage: Eukaryota; Choanoflagellata; Craspedida; Salpingoecidae.
UGAAGAUUUGUGGGCAUUUUCCAACAAGAUUCAACACCUUCUUGAAAACGUGCACACCGAAGAUGGCAGCGAGGCGGCUGGCGACGGUGGUGGCACAAGGGUUGGUGUCGCGUGCAAGCCAUGCAAGCAGAACAGGGUCAAUGGCGGCGGCAACAGCAGCAACAGGCAUGCCUGCGCUUGCUCCUACUACUACCCAAAUCUUGGCGCAACACAGCAUGAGCAUUUGGUCCAAGAUCUUGAAACCAAGCCAGGAGGAAGAGAAGAAGGAGAAGACACAGGAUGCGGUGGCUGAGCCCCAAGACGUGCAACCUGCCGGAGAAGCCUUCAAGGGUGUGGAAACAAAGGCGGUGCCCGAGUCUGUGGAUGUGUUUGUAAAGGAGCGACUAGCAUCCCUGAGGUCAAGUGCUGGCUCUUCAAUCAGCGACAAGACAAGGCUGUCAUCGCUGCGCGAAAAGUACUUGCUGCUUGCAGAGUGCGAGGAAGCAUUCAACCAGCAUGUGGACAUGAACAUGGUGUCCAAGCUUGACACAGUUCAGCACGUUGUCAAGUACUUUGAGAAGAAGCUGAACGCGGAGCCGCGGGAGUUUGGAUGGCGCCUCCGCAGAGCCGAGCCGCUGCCACAAAACGUCGUCGUCUCAGACCCAGACAUUGCCCACACACAGUGACUCUGGCAAAGUGUGGACAUGUGUGUAUUGUGUGUGUGUGUGUGUGUGUGUGUG